This is a messenger RNA of Penicillium vulpinum, 4338 nucleotides long. RefSeq names its product putative ABC multidrug transporter. The record is from RefSeq and is a predicted model, not a curated record. The transcript has 11 exons. Gene Ontology annotation, cellular component: membrane. Gene Ontology annotation, molecular function: ATP binding; ATP hydrolysis activity; ABC-type transporter activity. The coding region runs from base 1 to 4338 and encodes 1445 amino acids. Lineage: Eukaryota; Fungi; Ascomycota; Eurotiomycetes; Eurotiales; Aspergillaceae. Gene Ontology annotation, biological process: transmembrane transport.
AUGGCCUUUAGUUCCACUAUCCCAUGGGGGAAAAAUACCUCUGAGAACGCGUUCGGGCCCGUGAGCUAUCUAAGGCCAUUUGACUUUACUAUCACCUUCGAGCAGGCUAUAUUGUCGAUAAUUCCUUCAGCGGUCCUGCUAUUGGCCGGACCACCCCGACUACUCCAUCUGUCUCGUUGUCAACGUAAGACGCGACCCGAACAUAACUACGUUUUGAAGUUGGUUGCUGCUUCAAUUAAUUUCGUCCUUCAGCUGUCCCUCCUGGUGCUAUGGAGUGUAUCAGUUGCUUCGCGGACGUCAACUAGCAUCCCAUCGGCUGCUCUAGGCCUCGCCAAUUCUACCAUUAUAAUUGGACUGUCCUACACCGAAGACAUCAAAUCAACAAGCCCCUCUUCCAUAUUGACUGUUUAUCUGAUUUUGUCGAUUCUGUUCGAUGCGACACAGCUUCGGACGCUAUGGCUUACACAUCGAGUUGCCAUUGCAGCGGUGCAGAGUGCAAUCCUUGGGACUAAAUUCGCCAUGCUCUUAUUAGAGACUCGAGAGAAAACGUCGUACCUGAAGUCCCCCUACAAAGAGUAUCCGCCCGAGGCAACCAGUGGUAUUGUCAAUCUGAGCUUUGUCUGGUGGCUGAAUCGGCUCUUUUUGACUGGGUAUGAGAAGAUCAUUGGGAGUCGGGAUCUUUUCGCUCUUGAGCCAAGCCUUCGCUCCGGUACUACAGGGGGAAAGCUGAAGAUAGCGUGGGAGAAGCAUGGCAAAGCAGAGAACAGGCUUUCUUUACCUUGGGCCUUUUUCUGCUGUUUCUGGUGGGAAUUCCUCGCCGCGGCUUUUCCUCGAGUAUGUAUGAUUGGAUUCAACUUCGCCCAACCAUUUAUGAUCACGGCGGUUUUGGCUUACAUAGAGGACCCAAUUACACCAGAGAGCUGGAGUCGUGGAUAUGGUCUCAUCGGAGCUACUUUCUUGAUUUACCUUGGGUUAGCGUUGUCUAAUGUUCACUAUAGACAUCGCUUCUCUAGAGUGAGCACGUUGUUCCGUGGAACAAUGAUCUCACUGAUCCACGACAGGACUUUGACACUUCACUACGACCUCUUUGCGGAAAGUGCAGCUCUUACUUUGAUGAGUACAGACAUUGAGGGCAUUAUCGAGCAUCUGGAAAACUUUAAUGACGUCUGGGCACGCACGAUUGAAGUGGCAAUUGGUACAUGGCUACUUGAAAGACAAGUCGGUGCGAUAUGCAUAGUUCCAUUAAUUCUGACUCUAGCAUGUCUGGGUGGCCAGAAGCUGGUGGCAAAAACAAUUGGAAAGAAUCAGCAAAAUUGGAAUAUUCAAAUCCAGAAGAGGAUCCAGAAUACCUCUUCCAUACUAGGUUCUAUCAAAGCCAUCAAGAUUUCAGGGCUCUCUGGCAAACUAUCUCAGGCCCUCCAGAGACACCGCGAACAGGAACUGUUUAUAUCUCGUGUCUUUUUCAAGGGAAUUAUGUGGCUAAACGGUCUAGCAAGUUUGCCACGGAUAUGGUCACCUGUCAUCACCUUCAUUGUAUACGCUGUACAGGCACAAAUCAAGGCCGACGACUCCCUCACUACCGUAAAGGCCUUCACUGCUCUGAGUCUUAUCACCCUCAUCACUGCACCCGCAGAAAGACUACUCGCUGUCUUGCCGCAGCUAGCGGCUGCUAUGGGUUGCUUCCAGAGAAUUCACGAAUACAUGGUAUCUGAACCGGUGAAAGAUGACCGAAUUGCGAAAGAAGUCCCUCCACACUUUACUAUAGACAAAACGGAGCCGGAUGUUGCCAUCGUCUUGGAUAGCGUUACUGUCUUACCUUCACAAAAGGCUACAUGUGUUGCCCUUAAGGAUGUGUCUUUCAAAGUCACCAGCCGCAGCCUGGUGGUUAUUAUUGGGCCUGUUGGCUCUGGUAAAACCACAUUGCUAAAGACUAUUUUAGGGGAGCUUGGUUGCCUUUCGGGUGCCGUAUCUAUUAGACUAAGCAGAGUUUCCUAUUGCAGCCAGAAUCCAUGGUUGCUCAACACGACAAUCAAAAAAAGCAUAACUGGUAUCUCGGACCACGAGGUCGACGAGAAGUGGUACCAAACUGUCAUACAUUCAUGUUGCUUGGAUGAAGACAUCCGUCGUUGGCCUGAUGGUGACCAAAGUGAGAUUGGGAGUAAGGGUCUUUCCCUUUCGGGAGGUCAAAAACAGAGAGUAGCGCUGGCUCGUUCCGUAUACAGUCGCCACGAUGUAGCCUUGCUUGACGAUGUCAUGAGCGCGUUGGAUGCGCAGACUCAAGAAAUAAUCAUUCAACGACUUUUCUCUCCUGGCGGGAUAUUUUCCCAGCUGGGCACAACUGUGAUUUUGACCACCCACAGUUGUCGACUCCUUGGAAUCGCAGAUAGUGUCGUCUCGCUCACUUCAGAUGGUCGAGUUGAACUUCAAACAACGGGCAGUGAGGCCGUUCGAAAUACAAAUUUCUGGCAGGCUAGACAACAUUCAGAUGCACGAAUCCUGGAUGACCUCAAUGACGAACCCAAUGAUCAUUCAAACACAAUGACUUCGGACUCGGACCCUAUCAGUGACGAAAAUAUGGAUCGAGCUCGGCAAAUUGGAGAUCUAUCAGUAUACCAUUACUAUGCGCGAACAUUCGGUCCGGUUCUUUGCGCCGUGUUUAUUAUUGGACAUGUUCUCUUAGCAUUCGCCGAAAACUUUCCUCAAGUGUGGUUGAGCAGAUGGACCACAGUAGGAGGCGGACAGCUUCCUCUCUAUCUAUCUGUCUAUGUGAUCUUGGCGUUGUCAGCAUCACUCCUUACGCUUUGCUGUAUAUGGGUUGUAUUCCUUAAGCUGAUGCCGAAAUCGGCUACUCGUUUGCACUGGUUACUUUUAGAUGCGACAAUGCGGGCACCGCUGUCCUUCUUCUCGGCCACUGACAAUGGUGUGACCCUGAAUCGCUUUAGUCAAGAUAUGACACUGGUAGAUUUGGCCCUUCCUGUUGCGUUGAUGUCUUCUGCUGAGGCACUUUUUGGAUGUAUGGCUACCGUUGGUCUAAUCGCCAUGGGCUCUCCUUUUAUGGCGACGACAAUACCGGUCACACUGAUCGUACUCUAUUUCUUGCAAAAGAUAUAUCUUAAGACAAGUCGCCAACUACGAUAUCUCGAUCUAGAGUCUAGAAGCCCAUUGUACUCUCAUUUUGCCGAAGUCCUUGAAGGUCUGCCAACAAUUCGGGCCUUUGGCUGGCAAGAUGCCUCAUCGAAAAUUCUAACUCAGCAUCUUGAUCACUCCCAAAAGCCGUACUAUAUGCUACUAUGUGCGCAGAGAUGGUUAAAUCUGGUUUUGGACAUUGUGGUGAUGGUAUUAGCAACCAUUGUGGUAACACUGGCCGUCGUGCUACGUAGCGGCACAGAUUCAAGCCUGCUCGGCGUCGCGUUGAACAAUAUCCUUGGGUUCAACCAAUUAUUGUCAUAUUUUAUUACAUCAUGGACUACUCUCGAGACCUCACUGGGAGCGAUAGCUCGUGUCAAAUCAUUUGUUGAGACAACGCCAUGUGAAGACCAACCGGAUACAGCCGCAGAGCUGGCUGCAUCAUGGCCCGAUAGGGGAAAUAUUGACAUACAAGGCCUCUCUCUCCGCUAUCCUGACGGAACUUUAGCAUUGGAUAACAUCUCGAUGCACAUACAUCCAGGCGAAAAGAUCGGUAUAUGCGGCCGCACUGGCAGCGGGAAAAGCUCCCUCACGCUAGCCAUGUUACGCCUCGUGGACUUCUCGCACGGCAAUGUCACAAUUGAUCAGACUGACAUUUCCAAGAUCACCCCGAGAUCAAUCAGAGAGAGGUUGAUAGCUGUACCGCAGGAUUCAUUCGCACUUUUGGGAACUAUCCGCUAUAAUGUGGACAUUAUGGGACUUUCUGGUGAUGAUGAGAUUAUAUCUGUAUUGAAGCAGAUCGGUGUUUGGGCAGCAGUUGAAAGCCGUGGGGGCCUGGACGCACUCUUUGAGGAUCAUCCACUGUCGCAAGGAGAGCAGCAACUCUUCUGCCUGGCACGAGCAAUUCUUAAAAAGAAUACCAGUAACUCUGGUUGUCGCGUGCUAAUUCUAGACGAAGCCACGAGCAGUCUUGAUGCUGAAACAGACCAGCGAGUACAGAAGGUCAUGGGAGAGGCUUUCCAUGACUGCACUGUUUUCAGUGUCGCCCAUAGACUUGAGACAAUCAUAGAUUUCGAUCGAAUCGCAGUAUUGGAUGCUGGAAAUCUUGUUGAGUUCGAUACUCCACAAAAUCUUCUUGCUAGAGAAGGUUUAUUCAAGCAGAUGUACUUUGGCAUAGAUUGUGGUAAUAACCACAUACAAAAAAAGGGGUAA